AUAAUCAUGAAGUGCAUUCUAUCGCUCCUAUCCGUUCUAAGUGUGGCGCUCGUUGCCGUUGUUGCCAUACCGGCCAGCUUCCAUUACGGUGGCGGAGGUGGCUAUAACAUUAACGGAACGGGACAAAGCUUUAACUUCUCCGGCAAUAGCAACGGUACAGAUCAGUUCCCAGACUUUGGGCGUCUUCUACCAAACCUGACCCAACCAUCGGGUGGAUUCAGAUUUCCACAGUUUACCCUACCGUGGACCAACUUUACCGAUAGCUUCUCGUCGAUCUUUCCUGGACUUGGUGGAGGAUUCUUCGGCAAUGGACAGGGUGGGGGUUUUCCAUUUUUCGGUUAA
Molecule: messenger RNA, 342 nt
Organism: Anopheles maculipalpis
Lineage: Eukaryota; Metazoa; Arthropoda; Insecta; Diptera; Culicidae
Exons: 2
Coding region: 7-342 (111 amino acids)
Source: RefSeq, a predicted model, not a curated record